Molecule: messenger RNA, 950 nt
Organism: Physella acuta
Lineage: Eukaryota; Metazoa; Mollusca; Gastropoda; Physidae
Product: small cardioactive peptides
Source: RefSeq, a predicted model, not a curated record
GACGUAAAGACUACAGCACCGGGGAAAGAAUUAUCAAAAGAUAACGAGGAGCCCAGCUUGAAAUAAGGGACGUAAUCAGAGGACAGAAAAUUUAAAGAGUUAACCCCCUUGAAGAAAAUCAAAUUUAAAGCCAGCCAAAGAAAAUGGAAAUUUCGCUGUCCAAGGUGUCUAUGUCACUGGCUCUGUUGAUAGUCAUCGUCUACAGCGUCACGGGAGAUCAGGGUAGUGAGAACGUUGCCAGGAGAGCGACCUACUUGGCACUUCCAAGAAUGGGAAGAUCGUUGUCGCCCUUGCAGGAGGUGCAGAAGAAACCGCAGCUCCCCUGGAAUUUCAUUGUUCCCCGAAAGAGGGGGCUCCCCCAAGGAUUUAUACUUCCGAGAAAAAGGGGAUAUCUAGCCUUCCCAAGAAUGGGCCGCUCCCACUUCAAGUCUGAGACCGUCGAUGACAUCAGCAACUGCUGCGGCAUCGGCCUGAAGAACGAGUUCUUCGUCGGACAGGACGGGAGGGAAGAGUUGCAGUCCGUGUGCCCGCCCCGCGCCGAAUGCUGCGAAGGUUUGAGGGAGAUAAUCGACGCUAAACCCGAUGGUGUUUACUACUCCAUGUGUGUCCCUACAUGCCCCCUCAGUCAGGAUUCUGUAAGUCACCGAUAAAAAUGCCCGAUCUUCAGAAGUGAGAAACAAAUUGCUGAGUGUACUCAAGAAGUGAUGACGUCACCACAUUUCGUCUCGGAUGAUAUGUUUUGCUUCUCAUGAUAUUCAGUCGUACCUGAGUGUUGCUGUCUAGAUUAUAACCAAUUGUACAAUUUUUGCUUUGUUUUUUGAGGGAGGAGGGGAAUGAUAAAAGAUAAUUGGGGAAUUAUACAGAUAUUUUUUAGAAUCUUCAAUAUUGGAAAAAUAUGUAUGUACGAGAAUUAUAAUAAACUUACAGGGGAAUUUUGAACAAAUUUGAAA